AGUGGGAGUACGCGACAAACAACAAGGUUUUUGCGGAUUAAUAUCAGUUCUAUUUUGCUGAUUAAUAUCAAAUCCAACAAAAGAAUUUUUUCUAUGCAAAUGACAAUAUAUAAAUAUUAUAAUACAAUAUACCAUACACACGAAAAACUGUAGCGCAUGCCGCGUGCGCUGAAUCUCUCGAUUGUCCCAGUGUGUCGUCGAGUGUACGUUGGACGUCACAACAGGUAGUUGAGCGAGGGCAGCGUGCUCCGGCCUGUAGAAAGAAAGGAAAGGAUCAGAAGAGCGAGCGAGAGAUCGAUAUAUUGGCACGAUUGUGUUGGAAGAAGAAAACAUGUCAGUAGUAGGGGAACAGUGGGAGAAGUAAAGGAGGAAGGUGACCGUGUAGAAUAUACUAGAAAGGGAGAAAAAUAGGAUAGUAACAGGGAGGAGUUUCACUGUGUCGGAUACCUGCACAUCGUGCCUGUGCACAACUGCUCGUACACAGCUUUAAAUCUAACAUGUACGAGACGGGUUACUCACGCGUUCCCUUUGCUCCUUAUCUGCUUUGCAGACUAUAUCUCUCUUUCUUUCUCUCGCACCUUCCUAUUUAGGGGGAAAUGAAAUACAGCGUUUCCCCUGUCUCUAACGCCUGGCCAUGUUUCCGUAGUCUGCCGUUAAAUCUUUUUUAAAAGUGGUGGAUUACCUAUUGGUUCUUUAUUUCUUAUUGAGGAAGAUCGAUAUGGUACAUAUGCAAAAGUUAUGUUACAAUAUUUUAUGGCUGAAGGUGUAGUUACUGCACAACCAUUAUUAAUUGGAUCUAAAGAUACUAAAACAUCUCAUCUUGUGUCAGAGAUGCCAGCUGUUAUAACAGAUCCUAAAUCAAUUGAUGAACCUUCUAAUUCUGAUGAACAAAUGAAAAUUGCUUGGAGAUAUCAAAAUAUGAAAGCAAUUGAUCCUUCUCCAAUUGGAGGACAAUUUUUUGGUCAUUUUUAUGAUCUUACAAAAACAAUGGAAAAAGAAGUAAUUGAAAAAGCAGAUAUAACACAAUGGUACGAUGAUAGUUGUCCUGUAAAAGAUAAAAUCUUUAAUAAUACAACAUAUACAAAUUUAUUGAAGUGUAUUCAAGAGACUUUGAAAAAAGGACAAUAUUCACUUUUAGAAACCCCUGAAAAAAGACAAGUUUUAAGAAUUGCAAUUCAUUCAUUAGGAUCUAGAUUAUGGUGGAGUGAUUCUGAAGAUGAAUCGCAUCAAGACUUGUUAAAAUUUUUAUAUUAUUUUAGAGCAAUCUUAAGAUAUUCUUAUGCAGUUGGUGUAAUAACAAUACCUACAGAAUAUUUUGAUAAAUCCGAUACUAUUGUGCAACAAAUUGAACAUUUAUCGGAUAUUGCAAUUAGAUUAGAAUCAUUUGCGGGCUCACAAAAGGAAACGAAUCCACUUUUUAAAGACUAUCAUGGUUUACUACAUCUUCAAAAGAUGCUUACUUUAAAUACCAUGGCACCACAUAAUCCAGAUUCACGAGAUCUUGUAUUUAAAUUACGUCGUAAAAAAUUUGUUAUUGAAGUUUUACAUUUACCACCUGAAUUGGGAGAUACUACUCAACGGGAACAAGAUGAAACAGUACCCCAAUUUGGAUGUUCAAAUCAAUCAAAUAAGAAUUUAGACUUUUAAAAAAAA
Molecule: messenger RNA, 1653 nt
Organism: Apis mellifera (honey bee)
Lineage: Eukaryota; Metazoa; Arthropoda; Insecta; Hymenoptera; Apidae
Gene: Elp4
Product: putative elongator complex protein 4
Exons: 5
Coding region: 739-1647 (302 amino acids)
Biological process (GO): tRNA wobble uridine modification
Cellular component (GO): transcription elongation factor complex; elongator holoenzyme complex; cytoplasm
Source: RefSeq, a predicted model, not a curated record